This is a messenger RNA of Medicago truncatula (barrel medic), 2217 nucleotides long. RefSeq lists its product as uncharacterized. The transcript is spliced from 4 exons. Bases 1 to 2217 code for a protein of 738 amino acids. Lineage: Eukaryota; Viridiplantae; Streptophyta; Magnoliopsida; Fabales; Fabaceae. The record is from RefSeq and is a predicted model, not a curated record.
AUGGUUAGCUUUGCUCAAAUUCCUUCUUGGUAUUGGCCUUCGAUAGGAGUCACGAAAUAUUGCAUAAAUGACAGAGGUACUUCUAUUCCUAAUUUGUGGGCGCUUUGGGGUAAUGAUGUGAUUGCAUCUGUUAUUUUUGUUUCUAACCAAUGUAUAGCUUUGGAGAUCUCUUGCUUUAAUUCAACUGUUUAUUUGGCUGCCAUUUAUGCACAUAAUUAUUAUGUUAAAAGGCGUGAACUUUGGGCUGAUCUUACUAACCUCCAAGGAUGUUUCCAAGGUCCGUGGCUUUUUGUGGGUGAUUUUAAUUGUAUUUUAGGUGCUCAUGAAAAACGGGGCAGGCGCCCUCCGCCCCCUUUGUCGUGUGAAGAUUUCUUAAACUGGACGAAUGCAAAUGUUUUAAAUCAUCUUCCUACUUUGGGAUCUUUUUUCACUUGGUCUAAUGGUCGUUUCGGCAUGGAAAAUGUGGCCCUUCGCCUAGAUAGGGCAGUUUGUAAUGAGGCUUGGGUGAAUUUUUGGCGCCAAUCUACUUGCUCCGCAUUAGUUCGACAUCAGUCUAAUCACAAUCCUAUUUUGCUCUCCCUUAUUUUCUCCUCUGCUCAACAUGCCAGCCCUUUCAAAUUCUUUAAGGUUUGGACAUCACAUGUGGACUGUCGGAAAUUGGUGACUGGAGUUUGGUCUAAGGAGGUUAAUGUUGAGGAACAAUUUUGGAAAGAGAAGGCGCGCAACCAGCAUUUUAUCAAUGGUGACCGUAACACUGCUUACUUUCACAGAAUAUCUAAAAUCCGGGCAGCCACCAACUCUAUUUCUUUGUUGCAAGAUGGUGAUAAUAUUCUCUCUGAGUCUGCGGAUAUAGAGGUGCAUAUUCUAUCUUACUUUCAGGGUAUUUUCAGCAUGGAUAAUAAUUGUGGUCAGAAUACAUUAGUGGAUGAGACCAUUCCAGCGCUAGUUACGGAAGAGGACAAUCAAAUGCUUAUGCGUUUUCCUUUGUCGAGUGAAAUCAAGGCAGCGGUCUUUGCUCUAAAUGCGGAUGGGGCACCAGGACCGGAUGGGUUUGGUGGUCAUUUCUACCAAACCUUUUGGGAUGUUGUGGGAAGUGAUGUGGUCCAAUCCGUUCAAGCAUUUUUCCUUCAUGGUUUGGUUCCUCCUAAUAUUAAUUCAAGCAUGCUUGUGUUAAUCCCAAAGAUUCAAGGAGCACGGUCUAUGGGUGACUACCGUCCUAUUGCUCUCGCGAAUUUUCAAUUCAAAAUAAUAACAAAAAUUUUAGCUGAUAGGCUUGCUUGCAUAACGUCGCGCAUCAUAUCUGUUGAGCAGCGGGCAUCUGAGGCUAUCAACUCUCUUGAUAAACGCCAGUAUGGUGGUAAUAUCGCUAUUAAGGUUGACAUCUCCAAAGCUUUCGACACUUUAGAUUGGAAUUUCCUGAUUGAUGUGCUUAAUAACUUCGGGCUGAAGAGUAAUAUUAGAGAGCUUCUCCGUAUUUUUCAGAGAUGCUCAGAGGUGUCUGGACAGGUUAUAAACAACACAAAAAGCAGGUUCUAUACGGGAGCUAUGUCGGGCACUCGGACACAGAUGAUUGCUUCUUUGCUGGGUUUCUCGGUGGGAACUGUACCUUUUCAGUAUCUUGGUUGCAAUAUUUUCCAAGGGAAACCAAAAGCAAUUCACUUCCAUGGGAUUAUAGAUAAAAUUAAAAAUAAAUUGGCAACUUGGAAAGGUCGAAUUUUGUCAAUUAUGGGACGGGUGCAGCUAGUUAAAUCAAUAAUUCAUGGAAUGCUUGUGUACUCUUUUCAUGUGUAUCUCUGGCCUAGAAGGUUAUUGCGGCUUCUGGACUCGUGGUUAAAAAAUUUCAUUUGGAGUGGUGAUGUUAAUACCAGGAAAGUAUGCACGGUGGCUUGGAAAGUUUUGUGUCAACCUUGGAAUGAAGGUGGGCUGGAUAUCAAGCCUACGCGUUUGAUUAAUGAAGCGCUAAUUCUUAAACUGUCCUGGAAUUUACUUGCUACGGAUUCUCGAUGGUCUAACCUCUUAAAACGACGAUAUUUCUCCAAUGGUAUGCCCAGCUCGCGUUACUUUAAAUCCUCGGUUUGGUCAGGUAUUAAGGAGUUUAUAGGGACGAUCUUGGUGAACUCUUUAUGGAUAGUGGGCAGUGGUGAUAGCAUCAAUUUUUGGACUGAUAAUUGGUUAGGUGCUCCGUUGGUAGAUGUAACACCCCAUUCCCAAAUAUAA